Molecule: messenger RNA, 1971 nt
Organism: Gamsiella multidivaricata
Lineage: Eukaryota; Fungi; Mortierellomycota; Mortierellomycetes; Mortierellales; Mortierellaceae
Exons: 2
Coding region: 179-1966 (595 amino acids)
Biological process (GO): carbohydrate metabolic process
Molecular function (GO): kinase activity; phosphotransferase activity, alcohol group as acceptor
Source: RefSeq, a predicted model, not a curated record
GGAUGUUAGAAGCGAAAGGACGUGCUUGGCUGAAUAGGUCAAAUAAGCUAUUCGAGGGGUGGACUGCGAUACAACGUUACGGCAUACUCAAGGGGGGCAUCACAAGCAACCACGGCCGUUUGUGCCACUACAAUCGCUCCCCCUCAUCACGCGUCCAAUCACCCCCGGGUCAGCAGGGAUGCAGUCUUCCGACAACAACAACAAUCACGUCUUUCUCGGCGUCGAUGUUGGCUCUGGCUCCAGCAGGGCAGCUCUUAUCACCGCUUCAGGCAAACUGCUCGCUAUUUACUCCACCCCGUUUUCGACCUCGCGUCCGGCUCCAGACUACUUUGAGCAGUCCAGCGACGAAAUUUGGGCCUCUAUUUGCACCUCCGUGAAGGCAGCCUUCGCUCUAUCUAAGGUCGAUCUUACUCAAGUCAGAGGAAUUGGAUUCGAUGCCACCUGCUCGUUGGUAGCGUACAGUGCCGGCACGCCUGAUACGGCGCGACCAGUGUCCGUCUCGCCUAGUUCCAACUUUGAAGACGACAGCAGGAACAUAAUCAUGUGGUGCGACCAUCGCGCCAAGGACCAGGCCACUCGUAUCACAGAGACCCACCAUGACAUCCUCAAGAAUAUCGGAGGGACUAUGAGCCUAGAGAUGGAGCUGCCAAAGACAUUGUGGCUCAAGGAGAACAUGCCAAAGGAGAGAUGGCAGAAUAUCGGUCGCCUAUUCGACUUACCUGACUUCUUGACAUGGAAGGCCACGGGCGAUUAUUACCCCAGUCGAUGCUCCGUGGUUUGCAAAUGGUGCUACAAGGCUGGACCUGAGAGCGGCGAGUCUCCAUCCCAUAUCGCGAACCAGGGUUGGCCCGGGGAUUUCAUGCGCCAGAUUGGACUCGGGGAGAUCGCGGACGACGAUUUUCAAAAGUUAUGUGGCGUUGGUAAUGCGGGACAGCGAGUGCACUUUGCAGGCGAACAUAUCGGUGGGCUGACAAAGCGAGCAGCAGAAGAAUUGGGCUUAGUCGAAGGAACUGCCGUUGGCGGUGCGGUGAUCGAUGCGUACGCAGGCGCCAUUGGAACUUUGGGCGCACGACUGAAGGGCGUGCAGGCAACAGUGGAUGAGGCACACAAGAGAAUCUCUAUGAUUUGUGGUACUUCAUCGUGCCAUCUGGUCAUGUCCAAUAAACCGAUUUUUGUUCCAGGAGUUUGGGGCCCUUUCCAUGGAGUGAUGCUGCCGGAAAUGUGGGUUGCAGAGGGAGGACAAUCGUCAACUGGCCAAUUGAUUGACUAUAUCACGAAAACGCACCCUGCUUACAAUGAGGCUCUAAGGCAAUCGCAAUCGACGACCCCAGCCGUGUCCAUUUAUGAACACCUCAACCAACAUCUGGAGGCCCUCGCCAAGAAACUGUUUUUGGGGAAUGCUGCGUACCUCACCAGAAGAUUACACAUGACACCAGAUCAUCAUGGAAACCGAUCUCCGUUUGCGGACGAAACAAUGAGGGGCUCUAUCUCUGGACUGGAUCUGAAUAGUGACACCGUGGAUGGGUUGGCUGUCCAAUAUCUGGCGACCAUCCAGGCAUUGGCGCUAGGCACACGACAGAUCGUCGGCGCGCUUACUCGAGCCGGAUACACUAUUGAGACGAUUUGCAUCUCCGGUGGGCUAUCGCUCAACAGGGUAUUUGUUAAAGUGUUGGCGGAUGUAAUGCAGAUGCCGGUUGUUCUUCCGGGAAGUGGUGGUGAUGCUGCAGUCGUCAUGGGCGCUGCCAUCUGCGGUGCCGUGGCGUACGAAUCCAAGCUGAGAGGUCCAGAGGCUGACAUGGAGGGUAUGUUGUGGAACGCUAUGGCGCGUCUUACAGAGGCAUCGGAUGUUGUUGAGCCCGAAAGGGAUCUUGCUCUGCAGCGCUUCUAUGAUAAUAAGUUCCACGUCGUGCAGAAAAUGCAAGAGGACCAGCGCGAGUACAAUAAAAUAAUGAUGCGGGGGCUGUGAACAGC